UAUGUUUAACUGUAAUAGCACAAUUAUAAGAGUGUCUGAAGUCAAUUAACGAAAAUAUAAUGUAAUUUUCAUAAUUAUACAAAUACGUAUUUUUAACUUAACUCUGAAAUUAUUUAUUAUAAUUAAUAUUUUAUUAAUCUAGGGCUAGAUAAUUUAUUCAUAAUUUUAUUUUAGGUUGCCUAAAGAUUUAUCAAAUUUCCAAAAGUUCAUGUUUUUUAGUUGAGGUUAUGUUAUUAUUUUUAAUUUAAAUACGUGAAACGUCACCGGGGUUGUGUUUUUACAGUUCUUCAAAAAAUGCUCUACUCUUAUCAAAUUUAUGUGGAAUUUCUAUAAACAGAUUUUGCCAGUAAUUAUUGUAUUAUUAGUAUCAUUUUUAUAUAAGUUUACAGAAAAUAAUUUUGAAUACAAUAUGUCUGAAGAAAAACAUUUAGAUAACAAAAGCAAAUACUCAAUUCUCUUACCUACAUAUAAUGAAGUGAAAAAUCUUCCCAUCAUCAUUUAUCUUAUAGUAAAAUAUAUGAGUAGAGGGAACUAUGAUUAUGAGAUCAUAGUUAUAGAUGAUGGUAGUCCAGAUGGUACAUUAGAAGCAGCAAAACAACUCCAGGGAAUUUAUGGUAAAGACAAAAUUGUGCUAAGGCCACGAGAAAAAAAAUUAGGUUUAGGAACAGCCUACAUACAUGGAAUUAAACAUGCUACUGGCAAUUUUAUUAUCAUUAUGGAUGCUGAUCUAAGUCAUCACCCCAAGUUUAUUCCCAAAUUUAUAGAAAAACAACAAUCAGGAUAUUAUGAUGUAGUAUCUGGUACCCGUUAUGUAGGAAAUGGAGGUGUAUACGGCUGGGAUUUCAAAAGAAAACUAGUUUCACGUGGGGCAAACUUUUUAACUCAACUUUUACUUCGACCCGGGGCCUCAGAUCUCACAGGAUCUUUCAGACUCUACAAAAAAGAUGUACUAGAAAAGCUCAUUAAAAGUUGUGUUUCUAAGGGUUAUGUAUUUCAAAUGGAGAUGAUAAUUAGAGCGAGACAGUUGAAUUAUACCAUUGGGGAAGUACCAAUCACUUUUGUUGAUAGAGUUUAUGGAGAAUCAAAAUUGGGAGGAUCUGAAAUAAUUCAGUUUGCUAGAGCUUUGUUUUAUCUCUUUGCUACAACAUAAAUGAUUGAAAAUUAUUUCAAAUAUAGUUUAAGUUGAAUUGUCUCUUUAAUAUCUGUAUCAAUAUUUUCUUGUCAAAUCAUUUGAAUGUUUUGAAUAAAUAUUUUUUAUGAUAGUA
Diorhabda carinulata is the source of this 1265-nucleotide messenger RNA. It is a transcript of the gene Dpm1, whose product is annotated as dolichol-phosphate mannosyltransferase subunit 1. Lineage: Eukaryota; Metazoa; Arthropoda; Insecta; Coleoptera; Chrysomelidae. Gene Ontology annotation, molecular function: dolichyl-phosphate beta-D-mannosyltransferase activity. Gene Ontology annotation, biological process: GPI anchor biosynthetic process; protein O-linked glycosylation via mannose. The record is from RefSeq and is a predicted model, not a curated record. The coding region runs from base 317 to 1150 and encodes 277 amino acids. Gene Ontology annotation, cellular component: endoplasmic reticulum membrane. The transcript is spliced from 3 exons.